AUGGCCUCCUUGGCUCUCAAUCUCGACGAGAGUCGAGAUGAGCCUAGCGAGACUCGAACCGACCCCGAAGCAGGCCGGCCGGUCUCUGGACUCACCAGUAGCACACAGCUGGCAUUUUCAGCACACAGCACUCCACCCGCGUCACCUGCCCGCAUCACCCCCACCCUCUUGAUACCGGUGCAAGCCGCGGAUGCUACACCGGCCUCGGACGCACACGCGAAUGCUACACCAGCCUUGGACGCACACGCGGAUUCUAUUGGCUUGGAAUCUGGUCUCGUGGCCUCUCCUCAUAGCUCCAAUGGUGCCGGUCAUGUCAUUCACUUGAACGUCAGUAAUGGUCCGAAUGAGCCUCAGGGCCUACCGGCUUGGGGCUCCAUUCGUAGCCGUGGCAGCCAAAGCGGGCUGACGCCCCUUGUUACCGCUGGACGGGGAAUACCUCCAACUGAGGGGCACCACAUUCGCUUUGGUGAAGCCAUCGUGCAUAUGGAUGCCGUCGAGGUUGACAACCGUGCGAACCCCUCGCGCAGGGAGGUCGGUGUUCAAGCAACAGAGUUGGAUGAGACCCUCAUCAAUGCCUUGCCCAGUACGCGAGCCGUGCAAUUUCAACAUCACAAUCUUGCACGAGAGAUGAAGGAGCAGCAAGGUCGUUUGCAGUCGGCCCACACCAGUCGUCGCGCUAGCCAGCGAGUGCUCCAGCGCAUGGUGUCUCGCCGCAAACACAGCCGCGUUGCUCCUCUUCUGGAUGACAUGGACCUUGAUAUUGACGCGCCUACGCGCUUGAAAAACAGAGACAACGUGCGAGCUAACCUCAAGGGCUGGCGUCUCGUGUGGUAUGACUUUCGUACCUGGGUCCAGAUGCAGCGCCACAAACGCCGUGAUCCCAUUCCCAUCUGGCGCAGUGCCAUCAAAGACAUUGAGGGCCAGUUCGGCAGUACCCUCACCUCCUUCUUCGUCUUUCUCCGCUGGUUGUUCUUGCUCAAUGCAAUGUUGGCCAUGCUGAUCUCUUGCGUCAUCACUAUCCCUACGCUCAUUACUUUUGACUACCAAACGCGCAUUACGGAGCGCUUCCAAUGGUGCGGCUGCUUUACUUCAACUUGCCUUGCUUGUCAGCGCCAAAGCUACUUCGAUAACAUGAUUGCGAUACACAGGUUUAAUCUCUUUGACGGCGAGGGCGCCAUGGGCGAAUCAUGGGCCUUCUUUGGCGGCUACGAUGCUGUCGUCGACAAUACCUAUCGCAUGGAUCUGAUGUACAUCCUGACCAUGAUUGUUCUCUUCAUUGGAUGCUUCGUGUUUGUGGUCAACAACAUAGCCAAUGCUAUUGGAAACCUCUCCUCGUCUGGCUCCUUGGUCAAAGUGAGCGUUCGAUAUCCAUUUGCCACCAUCAUGUUUACUUCCUGGGACCACAGCUUCACUUCGAAUGAGGUAAAGGCGUGUGCUUUUCCUUCCCACCUCAUCCAUAACACAACUUCAACGUCGAGCCAAAGUUCAAACGAGUGCACGCUUGGCUUGCGGCGCUUGGCACAGGGCGUGGAAACCCUGCAAAACACUAUUCAACAAGCAUUUUUCGAAACUCUGGCCGAGAAGCGGGCCAAAGAGGAGCUACAAGAGAUGCGCGAUACUCCUUGGCGUCAAAAGGCACGCCUUUACGGUUUUCGAGCGUUGGCAUGGUUCAUUUGGAUGACACUGGUAGCCAGUGCGUUUGUGGCGGUCUGGUUUGUUGUGCAAGAGAGCACAACGAGUGGCCAGCAGACGGUGGUGCAGACCUACGGUCCGACUGCAGUCUUUUCUUUUAUUAAUGGCGCACUUCCAUAUCCCAUCAAAAAGCUGCCCGUGUUCUUAGAGCACUACAAGCACCCUAAAACUGAAAUGGCAAUUACCAUUCUGCGCACGUUCUUGUUGCGCAUUUUGACCAUUUAUGCCCUGCUCUACGGCUUUUUUACCAAAUAUGAGCUGGAUGCUGUUCAGCUGCCCAGUUACAACGGCACCGCCUACGUGUCUCAGGCAGAAUGUGCCGGCACACGGGUGGGGCAAGACUUGUGGAAGCUCAUCAUUGUGGACACAGUCGUGUCAAUCUGCCAGCGUUUCGGUGCCACCCUGUUCUUCUACAUUGUGUACAAACACCGUGUCCAGCUUGAGGUCAUCCAGUCUGUGUUGGGCCUUGUCUAUCGCCAAGCAUUCUAUCAGUGCACCCCUAUUCUCAUGAUGGGUGUCGUUGUGGCCGCGCUUCUGGAUCAGGUCAAGCGAAUUUGUCGACCGCCAGACAAGCGGUUUGUCCAAAACCGAAACAACACUUUUUUCAUGUUCUGUCUUGCCAGCACCCUCUUCUUCGUGGCCAUUCCCGUUGCGUGGGCGCUAAAGGUUUAUGACCCCAACUGCGGGCCCUAUGCCCAGAGCCGUUACGAGUCAGCCUUUGACGGCAUUUGGGAGUGGGUGAAGGACCAACGCACGUCCUUCCAAGACUUUAUCGCCACUCUGACCGACCCGGUGCUCGUGUGCGGCGUCUUCAUCAUGCUUGGUGUUGCUUUCCGAGCCCAACACGUGCGCCUCGAGCGUACCCGACACAAGUAUUAUGAAAUCUACACCGAGAUUCAACAGUUGCGUCGGGACAAACGCUUCCUGCUGGAGAAGAAAACAAACUGA
This is a messenger RNA of Monosiga brevicollis MX1, 2640 nucleotides long. RefSeq lists its product as uncharacterized. The transcript is spliced from 10 exons. NCBI's taxonomy places the organism in Eukaryota, Choanoflagellata, Craspedida, Salpingoecidae. Gene Ontology annotation, cellular component: plasma membrane. The record is from RefSeq and is a predicted model, not a curated record. Gene Ontology annotation, molecular function: mechanosensitive monoatomic ion channel activity. Bases 1 to 2640 code for a protein of 879 amino acids.